AUUCAUUUUCCCCGCUACCACGCACUGCACCGCAGCCGUAGCACUGCUACUAGCCACCACCACCACCACCACCACCAACACUCCUGCUAUUGUACUGCCGCUGGUGAACCAAACUGCGCCCGACUUCCACCUGAACCUUACCAACCGCACAACCAGCCUUCACCGGUGUCCAAUAGCCAUCUCAACCAUUCUCGACCUUUGCCAAUGCCUACCAGCCGUUGCGUUUGGAUCUGACCGUCGAUCACAAUAUAUUCGCGCCCCUCGCUCUGCCUCUGCGGCUUGGACAGGUUGGCUACCUUCAACUUCUUCACGUCCGCCCCCCUCACAUGAGAUGCCCAACCACCAAUUCAGCGAUUACUGGUGAAGACGACUUGUAACAUCCUCACCUCACACUAUCCUACCUCCUUCAUCGCAGAUUCUCCCAUCGUCAAGGCGCGGCGGCAGCAGUCGCAGCCCCCGCCCGUUCUACCUUCCAACCAUGACCUCCGCAAUCAACGAUGACGAACUUUCCAUUUCCCUCCCCCAAAAUGAGCAUGCUCGAAGCAGACCUUCUGUACCUCAAGUCACAUCACCUCCUUCGCUGCGGCAGAGAAGCGGGCAAAGUCUCACGCCCGUUGCAGAAUCCCCGGGGACGAUCCGAGCCAUGAAUCGAUUACACCAGUACAGCUUUGUCCGCAAUAUCGGUGAGGGUUCGUUUGGUAAAGUCAAACUGGCGAGACACAAGGUCACGGGGCAGGAGGUUGCCAUGAAGACCAUCAACCGGCGAAAGCUCAUCAGUCGCGACAUGGCUGGCCGCAUUGAGCGUGAGAUCCAAUACCUGCAAUUACUGCGUCAUCCACACAUCAUCAAACUAUACACGGUGAUCACGACCAAGACAGACAUUUACAUGGUAUUGGAAUACGUGCCCAUGGAACUAUUUGACUACAUUGUCAAGCACGGACGCCUGGGAGAAGCAAAGGCUCGCAAGUUGUUCCAACAGAUCAUCUGCGCGGUCGAGUAUUGCCAUCGACACAAGAUCGUCCACAGAGACUUGAAACCGGAGAAUUUGCUGCUCGACAAGAACAUGAACGUCAAGAUUGCCGACUUUGGGCUCAGCAAUAUCAUGACGGAUGGCAAUUUCCUCAAGACGAGUUGUGGAAGUCCGAACUACGCUGCACCUGAAGUUAUUGGCGGAAAGCUGUAUGCUGGGCCCGAAGUUGAUGUCUGGAGCUGUGGAGUUAUUCUCUAUGUUUUCCUCGUCGGUCGUCUCCCGUUUGACGACGAGUUCAUUCCCGCUCUGUUCAAGAAAAUCCAGGCAGGGACGUUCCAUAUUCCUUCGCAGACGCCUCCUGGUGCCGUCAAUCUCAUCAAACGCUGCCUACAAGUUCAUCCGGUACAUCGCAUUACUAUCCCUGAGAUUCGACAAGAUGAGUGGUUUGUCAAAGACCUGCCCGCCUAUCUCGUCGAUCCUGUUGAGGAGUUCUUGGACACCGGUGUUGAUCCCAGCAAAGCUAUCGACCCCCGACAACUGGCACCUGGGAAACCGCCCGAGGUUGUUGAGCGAAUCCAUGAACAAGUGGUCGGCAAACUGGGCCGCACCAUGGGUUAUGCCAAAGAGGAUGUCAAGGAUGCUCUGAGCAAAGACGAACCUAGCGCCAUCAAAGAUGCCUAUCUUAUUGUGAGAGAAAAUCAAUUGAUGAUCGAUACUCCUCAGUACAGGGCGGAGAACCCGGAGCUUGAGUCCUUCAUGGCUUCAUCGCCGCCGGUCGAGCCCAACUUUCCUGGCUCUCCUGGUUCACCGCCAGGGAGUCGAAGAACUCAAGACGACGUCAAACCCCUGACACCAACACGGGGCGACGGGCAUCGAGCAAGCCGCACACUAUCUGAGACUCCUUCUUUCCAAGAGGAAAAGCCUAGGAUUUCGAAUGUUCGCGUUUUGAAUACCUCUCUGCCACACGUGCAUGAAGAACUCAUGCAAUUACGGGAGAAGGCAAAGAGCAGAGGCGAAGAUCCAGACUCGAUUCUUCACCCAUCGCAGGAGGACAAGGAUGACUCUGAUAGCCCAAUUCCAGAGGAGAUCAAGGAUGAAAAUGGCAAUCCGAUCUAUCGCUCCAAAGAAGAACAAGAGGCAACAUCUAGGGCGUUGAAACCGCACUCCAGGUCAGUGACCGGUCUCAGUAAUAUGCGCGAGGGAAAGCCCCGUCCUGAAGGUUUGACGACGAUGUCACAAGACGAGAAGCGGGCGGCGGCAUCCAAGCCCAAACCACGAAAAUGGCAGUUUGGCAUACGAUCUCGAAACGCUCCCUAUGAGGCAAUGAAGUGUCUCUAUGCUGCACUUAGGGCUCAGGGCGCAGAUUGGGAAGUCAACCCGUGGCUGCUACCCGAGUCCUUACCAGAUGGCGAGGAUGAAAAAGACAUGAUCCCAGCCCCACCGCCGGAACUUGCCCCUGGGGAACGCCAUACGAUUCUUCAACAGAAGCAUUCGUGGUUGAGUGAGGAAUACUAUGUGCCGCGGGAUCCUUGGAACAUCCGUGCACGCGUCCUGAAAAGCGGCAUGCUGAUGCCUGGGGAGGCACCGUCCCUUUCCGCCAAUAGCUCGGCCGUCAGCCUACCUGCGGAAGCCCAAAAUCAGCUUAAAAAGCACAUUGAGCAACUUGGUGGCUACGCUUCUGAUGACGUUGCAAAGGCACUCGGGAUUCAGGCCCCCAAUGGCUCCGGUUCCAGAGUCCAGUCUCCAGGCGAAUCCAGCACUCAGCAGCAAGCUUUUACUGGACCGGGACAGCCGAUGAGCAGACCAGAGAGUCUUUCAGCUUUGAACAAGAAAAUUCCCAGCGAGCACAUUGGUGUGUGGGUGUUCAUUGAUAUUCAGCUGUAUACGCUUGAAAGUGGAACUUAUGUGGUCGACUUCAAAUGCGACGGAUACCAGAACGUCAUUUGGCAUGAUCCCAGAAAAGAACGUGAGAAGGGCAAGUCCUCUAGCAGCAACAGCAACGUUGCGAGUCCUUCCGCAAGCCGACCUACCAGCGGAUUUGGCGACCUGAAUCAUGCUAGUUCCGAUCACCCUGAUGAAGAGGGUUCGGAGGGAUACUGGAAGCCGGUCAGCAAACGAUACAAGAACGUGGAGAAGGAGAUUUGCAGCCCAUAUCCAUUCCUUGACGUUGCCAGUGACCUGGUGGCCCAAUUGUGGGGUGGCGCUGCUUGAUUCUGAUGCUGUGAUGACGAUUCAUGACCGAGUACGACCAAUAUUGCAAACCAGGCGCGAAGGCGGAUGUGAUUGAUAAUGGCCAUGGACAAUGGGCUAUGGGAGCAUGAUACCAGCCUUCUGUGAGAUAGGAACGCGGAACGGAAUGAAAAGAAACCUACAGCUGAGAUGGGCUGAAUUGAUGACGGCUUGCGACGACAAGGCUUUGCUCAACAUGUGAGGCUCGCAGCAUACUGUAGCUAGAAGUAACUGGCAGAAUUCAACCUUCAGAAACAGCUGCCCGCUGCUUAUUUCCGAGCAACUCAUGUGUUACACGAUAGAUGUCCGUUUGUACCACCCACCUAGGUGCCCCCAAGGUAGUAUCACAAGUAGUAUGUGCUUAGGCCUCGAUUCAGGAGAGUCUGUUUAUCCCGAUCACGUGCGCCCGG
Messenger RNA from Exophiala dermatitidis NIH/UT8656, 3609 nucleotides. Its product is annotated as carbon catabolite derepressing protein kinase Snf1. The record is from RefSeq and is a predicted model, not a curated record. The coding region runs from base 479 to 3181 and encodes 900 amino acids. The transcript has 2 exons. Gene Ontology annotation, biological process: protein phosphorylation; intracellular signal transduction. NCBI's taxonomy places the organism in Eukaryota, Fungi, Ascomycota, Eurotiomycetes, Chaetothyriales, Herpotrichiellaceae. Gene Ontology annotation, molecular function: ATP binding; protein serine/threonine kinase activity. Gene Ontology annotation, cellular component: cytoplasm.